Molecule: messenger RNA, 645 nt
Organism: Mesocestoides corti
Lineage: Eukaryota; Metazoa; Platyhelminthes; Cestoda; Cyclophyllidea; Mesocestoididae
Source: the annotation of a GenBank genome assembly
AUGCUUGAUUUCGUCAGAGUUCAAUUCAGACGCUGGUGGAGACAGAUCGAGGAAUACCGAAGGCAUGAUAAGUCGUACUCUGGCUUGGCCACGCCGUUUAUUCCUGUUGUCAAAAUGUUGUGCCAUCCAAAACGCAAAGUCAGAGUCAUAUAUGCAGUGUGCAGUAUCCUGAUGCUAAUAUGCAUUGUCUGUAUGCUGACGAUAACUACAACCAAUUACCUCUCCCACAAAACCAUCUUUCGGCUGGAUCAGAUCGGUCUGACGGACGGCAUUCAGCCGCCCUCGAUCACCAUUUGCCUUGACGAGCACAAAACCCACCGCGUCUUAGGGCGGCGCUUGAGCAUUCCUCCGUUGGUUAACUGGAGUGUUAUAAAGGGCGUUGACAUACCGUGUCAGAAGAAAGGCGAACUGACCUGGAGUUCACGCUUGCAUUCGGUGUCGGCUUACUUCGCAGCUGCGGCUCAUUUUAACGUCAGUUUCGACACAUCACCUCCAGGAUCGCUGUCGCUCUCGGUUGUGGAACAAGUGCCUAGUCCACCGGACGAAGUCUGUACAACAUUCAAAUUAAAUCAUUCGUGCUUUCAUGAACAACAAUUCUGGAAAAUCGAGAGCGCAAUACGCAAAUUCUUCACUAACGGACCCUAG